UCUGCCUGAGCGAGAUGAACGACGGUCUCUGGUUCUGAGGCUUUUAUUUUUGCAAGCCGGAAGCACCGCAGUGACGUGCUGACGUCACUCCAUAAGACGCUUCACGCUCGCAGGAACUCGUGCGUGAGUUUCCACAACAAACAUGUCGGACGAACACCCGGAUCUGGACCAGUCCAUGGAGGGACCGCCUGCUGUAUCAGAACCCGCCCACGCGGAGUUCGGGCUGAGCGACAACAUCCAAAGGGCGGGGGAGGGGGACAAGUCCGGCGCCGACAAGCUGUCCAAGCAGAAGGUGGACCUGCAGGCGCUGCCCACGCGGGCCUACCUGGACCAGACCGUGGUUCCGAUUCUGCUGCAGGGCCUGUCUGUGCUGGCCAAGGAGAGACCCCCCAACCCCAUCGAGUUCCUGGCCGCGUUCCUGAUGAAGAACAAAGUCCAGUUUGAGGACCGGAGCUGAGACGGGCCGGUCCCAGCAGAACCGCCCGGACCUGUCUCUGCCCCGAAUCAUUCAAAUAUCCCAAAUCCAUGCGAAUGCCGAGCAGCACCGCCUCGACCGACCCAGCCCACCAGAACCGGGUCAGAGUCCGGGCGACUUCAGAACCUCAGAACUUUACUGGAAUCACUUUGUUUCAUUAAAAUUGUUCUUUUUUUGUAUUAAAUACGAGGCAGAACCAAAACGA
This is a messenger RNA of Oryzias melastigma (Indian medaka), 680 nucleotides long. RefSeq names its product dpy-30 histone methyltransferase complex regulatory subunit (gene dpy30). Gene Ontology annotation, cellular component: Set1C/COMPASS complex. Lineage: Eukaryota; Metazoa; Chordata; Actinopteri; Beloniformes; Adrianichthyidae. The transcript is spliced from 4 exons. The record is from RefSeq and is a predicted model, not a curated record. Bases 143 to 457 code for a protein of 104 amino acids.